This is a messenger RNA of Caenorhabditis angaria, 362 nucleotides long. The record is from the annotation of a GenBank genome assembly. NCBI's taxonomy places the organism in Eukaryota, Metazoa, Nematoda, Chromadorea, Rhabditida, Rhabditidae.
AUGCGAGCCUUCUCGAUUCUUGUUCUCGGCUUUCUUGCCAUUGGCUGUUUUUCGAUCAAACAUAACGAUGAGUAAGUUUAUUAUGAUAGUGAACUAAUUAUUUUCAUAAAUGUAUUACUUCAGAUUGGCAGACAGAUUUGCGGACAUCAUGGCGGACGCUGCUGCUUACCAAGCCAAGUAUCCAACUCCAACAAUAGUUGAAAAUGGUGUUUUCCAAAGGUACGGCGAAAAGAAAAUUCAAUUUGAAAAUGUGUAUGUAUUUCAGAAGUUAUAUGUCGGACAAAAUGAAAAGACAAAUCAUUCGAGAUAAGCUCAAGGCAAAUCCUCAAAUUCUUUCGGAUCUUCAGAAUUAUUUUAAGUGA